Molecule: messenger RNA, 3012 nt
Organism: Pseudomassariella vexata
Lineage: Eukaryota; Fungi; Ascomycota; Sordariomycetes; Amphisphaeriales; Pseudomassariaceae
Product: P-loop containing nucleoside triphosphate hydrolase protein
Exons: 3
Biological process (GO): regulatory ncRNA-mediated heterochromatin formation
Cellular component (GO): nuclear RNA-directed RNA polymerase complex
Molecular function (GO): helicase activity
Source: RefSeq, a predicted model, not a curated record
UCUAACGCGAUGGCACAGAGCGAGCUCGACAUCAUCAAGCAGCAUGUUAAGUUCGUGCUGCGCGGAAAAGAUGGAAAGCAGUGGCAUUCGAUGCCGGAACUUCCUACUGCGCAGGAGCUGAACCCGGAUUGGGAUGUCGAAGGUGAACAAAUCCAUCGUCAGUUGCUGGUGAACGACAUCACAACUCCAUACAGAAGCAAAGGCGAGUACCUCGAGACCUUGUACCGCAUCCAGCGUGAGGAAGGCAUCACCCAAAUUCGACACUCGAUCAAAUCAUUUAAGGAGAACCCGCGAAUGUAUGAUGACGAGAACACCUUCAUCUACACAAAGGUGUUCGUUCAAGGGUAUUCGAUGACCAGGCUUGGCCCCCUUUGUCGUAUUGAAUUCUCGACUGAGCGCGCAGGCAAGAAGAUCCGGUGGACUCACACUCGUCGCCUCACGCCCGGUACCCUCGUCGUCAUUUCGACGGCCAAAGAUAGCUUCAAAAAAAUCUGCAAACCAGCUAUCAUUGCCGACCGCAUGAUCAAAGGUGGCUUAGACCGAAAUCCCUCUGUCAUUCAGAUUCAAUGGGCGCGUUGCGAGGAUGCCGUGAUGGAUCCGACGGAGGAAUUAAUUAUGCUGGAGGCACGCCUGGGCUUUUACGAAGCUGUCAGACAUUGCAUGGUCGGAUUGCAACACGUCGCCGAAAGCGACACAUCACUCGACAAAUAUCUGGUUCAUGCCGACCGUAACGAUCACAGCCCUGACUAUGUGAAGAGCAGGCCACAGAUUAACCUAAUGCCACUGGUCGAUAACAAUCUGCCACCCGAGGAGACCGCAAAAGCCCAUAUCAGGGAUAAAUACCACAGCUAUGAUGUCCUGGAAGGUAUCCCAACAGAGAUUGGCAGGUACACGUCCCUCGAUAACUCUCAACUGGAGGCAGUUCAUCGCAUCUUGACGAAGGAGCUGGCAAUUAUUCAAGGCCCACCCGGCACUGGAAAGACAUAUACAUCUGUGCAGGCCUUACGUGUAAUGCUGGAAACUCAGCAGAGACCAACAAAUGUCGUCGUCGUGGCAGCCGAGACAAAUCACGCGGUGGAUCAGAUCCUAAUCCAGCUGAUCAAGCUCAACUUCCGCAUAGUUCGCCUGGGAGGUCGAACCAAAGAUGAGGAGAUCAAAAGAUACAAUAUGUUCAAUCUGCGAAAAUGGACAAUGCUUAAUAACUCUAAUGCUGAUAAAAACUUCCGAGCACUUGAAGGAAAACGCAAAUAUGCUUCCAAGUGUUUCGAGGACAAGCUUCAAGAAGUAUUUCCUUCGGAUACAAGCCUACUCGACCCCGAAGUCUUGAUGAAACACGGUAUAAUCACCAAGGACCAGUUCAACUCUCUGUUGGCUAAUGACACUGAAGAGUGGCAGCAUAACUCACCAGGUGAUGACAGUCCCCAAGGGAUCAUGGGUCAGUGGCUUGGAGGUAGUCUUGUAGAUGUUCCCGCCCGCCGUUACAACACCCAACUGUUUGACACUGAAGAGUUCGAAGAAGACGAUGAAUUUGAUGAGAAUGGGUUCAACCCGGAGCUUGAUGAUUGCGUGGUCGAUGAUGACGAUGAGGAUGGCCGUCAAAAUGGCUAUUGGGUUCCCAUCGAACGCAAGUGGGCCGGAUCCAACGAUAAUGACUACACGGAGAAUGACCUAUUACUGAAACGCCAGUUGAUUAAGCCCAAUCUCUGGAACGUUGAAUCCCGAUUUCGCGGCGCCGUAUACGAGCACUGGCAAAGAGCCUUGCUCUUGCGCCUUAGUUCUGACCUUCACGCGCAUCUGGCCGAGUACGUGCACAUCACCAAAGACCUUAAGAUUAACCGAUGGAACAAGGAUACCCAGUGCAUCAAAACAGGCCGCAUCCAGAUUGUGGGUUGCACCACGACUGGAUUAUGCAAGUACCGUGGCCUUUUAGCCGCUUUGAAGCCUCGGACAAUUCUCAUCGAAGAAGCAGCCCAGAGCCAAGAGGCCAACAUCACCUCGGCGUUGUAUCAGGGACUACAACAGUUGAUCCUAGUUGGUGACCACCAGCAGCUCGUUCCACACUGCGAUACAGCUGGACUUGCUGGCGUUCCCUUCUUCCUGGGAACAUCCCUUUUCGAGCGACUUGUCAUCUGGAUGGAUAUGCCUUUCACUAUGCUGAAUAUGCAACGACGCAUGAUUCCUGCCAUCAGGGAGCUUCUCGUUCCUCACUACAAGAAGUUGACAGACCACCCCGUGGUCAAAAUUCCUGCCAAUCGACCACCGGUCCCAGGCAUGCUCGUGGAUUCAUUCCUCUUCCACCACACGUGGCCCGAGGGAGUUGACACAGAGUCACUCAGCAAGCACAAUAUCAUGGAAGCAGAAAUGGUGGUUGGAUUCGUCCGGUACCUGCUGAUGAAUGGGGUCAGGUCAGAAAAGGUUACUGUUCUGACUUUCUACCGCGGCCAGCGAAAGAAGGUCAUCCAAAUCGCCCGCCAGAAACUAUUGCACUUCGGAAUUCAACAGCUCAAUGUUUACACGGUUGAUUCAUACCAGGGAGAAGAAAACGACAUCGUCAUUUUAUCCCUCGUUCGUAGCAACCGACCUAAUGACCCAGGUCGCGCUGGCUUCGUGCAGGACCGAAACCGUGGAGUCGUCUCUAUCAGCCGUGCUCGUCGAGGUUUCUAUGUCUUUGGCAACAUUGUCAACCUGGAGAAUGCCACGACUGAGUCUGCUUUCAUGUGGGGCAAUGUGAGAAAGGUAUUCGAGAGCCAAGGACGCUUCGGCAGUGAUGGCCUGCCAAUUAGCUGUCAGAAUCAUGACAUAGUCAACUAUGUGAAGGAGCCAGAUACCUGGAUCAACAAUCAUGGUGGCUGCUGGGAACCUUGUGGUGGAAGAUUCGAGCCCUGUGGCCAUCCUUGCAACAGACUUUGCCAUCCAAUGUCGCACAGCAAGCUGAUCUGCCAAGAUCCGUGCGAGAGGCAGCUACGUUGCGGUCAUGGAUGUAGUGAAUUCUGCGGUGAAGAAUGCCGAUGC